Molecule: messenger RNA, 1702 nt
Organism: Dermacentor andersoni
Lineage: Eukaryota; Metazoa; Arthropoda; Arachnida; Ixodida; Ixodidae
Biological process (GO): regulation of cell cycle
Cellular component (GO): nucleus
Molecular function (GO): cyclin-dependent protein serine/threonine kinase inhibitor activity
Source: RefSeq, a predicted model, not a curated record
AGAGAGAGGGGGUUCUCCUGGUUCUCCGUCGUUAACGCUCGCCCGUUCGACGGUUGUGCCGUUCGGUAGCUUCGUGGUCGGCUCAACACCGAAGGUGCCCGCGCGUUGCGUCACUCCGUUGGACCAUGAGAGGCACGGUGGCUGUCAACCUGCGUCAGAUGCCCAUGUCGCGGACUUUCAUCCGUGCGAUUCCCGUGGUGAGGUCGGUCCCCGCUGCGCGAACGGCCGCCGCCAGACGAUGUCUCUUCGCCGUCGACCACGAGCAGGUGAAGCGCGACCUGGAAGAAGAGAAGCGUGCUCGCUUCGCCUGCUUCGCCGAAGCGUACAACUUCGAUCUCAGCACGGAGACGCCCCUGCCCGGCCGCUUCGAAUGGCAGAGCGUCGCCGAACGGCCCGCGGCUGCGUCCAGCAGCGCGUCGGAAGCAGGGGACGCCGUCGUUGCUUCGGAAACAGAGGACGCCGAGGCUCCGAUAGCGCAGCGACCCCAGCGACCAGUGUCACCCCCUAAGCAACGCCUCAUCUCCGACUACUUCCAAGUGCGCAAGAGACCGCCGCUCCCGGAGAAGAGUGCCCAGCAGCCGCCGGCCAAGAUGGCGAGGCUCAUGGUGGCGCCGGAGUCGGUGCCGUAGCCGAGGGGGCGACCACCGAGCGGCAACCCGCAGCGCGGCCGCGAAGAAACCGCCCGAUGAAGAACCCCGUGCCUUCUUUUUGUGUGUGCGUGUGCCCCGCUCGUGGGCGAUGAUGAAUGAUCUCAAUGGCUGCUGCCCCCCCCACCCCUCCUUCCCCGCCUGUUCGAGCUCUUGUUUUUGUCUUUCUCCACGCUCCUAGGGUCGCUACACCUUCUGGGUUGCACUGCAGUCGUCGUCCUCGCGCCAGCUCCGUUUGAAUGCCGCAGGUUGCUUUUCCUUUCACAAAAGGAGCCCUGCGUGCAGCACCCGUGAUCUUUUACUCGACGCAGUCGCGUCAGAAUGUCCUCCAAAUGGGCCAUUCGAGAUGGAACUCGCGCUCGACGCAGCAUUGGCCCGCGGUAUUGUGUAAGUUGUCGACCCGUCGCCCACUAACCAACUAGCCAACUAACGCUUUCGAGGCUCGGCUACGCUACGUGUUGGCUGCCGGCAUCCUGUAGCCUGGAGUGGUUAGCGGCCGCAUCUUUGCGCGCGUGAGCAUUACAACUGUGAAAGCAACCGGCACCCAGUGCCGAUAAAGGAAAGGUGAAAGGCGCGAAUGAUGGCACGGCUGUUUCUGUAACUCAACCGGUGUAACGCCCCUUUUUAGUUGUCCUUUUCUUCUUCUGGAGUGAACACAUCCCCCCCGUACCUGAUCAGAGCGCCGUCACCAACACUACCACCGAGUUCCUAACUCCAGCCCACCCUCCCACCCAAUCACGUCGUCGUACCCUUUUCCACGAUCUCAGCCACACAAACUCACACAGAAAAGGGGAGCGCCGUCUGUAUUUCUUCCUUUCUUUCCUUUUUUUAAACGACAACAAAAAAUAUCUAGCAUUUUAUUUUGUUUUUAUUUGAUUUUAUUGAUGCGCCUUUGUUGUUUUUAUAGAGAUGGCGGCGGCCUCAGCCCACGUAUAAGUGUCCGGGCCGUGGCAGCCUCGGCAGUGUGCAAUAGGCGCCGCACCAAGGCGCCCCAAACACGUCGAAUGUACAGAGAGCCUCUAUUCGCAAAUAAAGAGAGAGAGAGCCGCCCUUGC